Serpula lacrymans var. lacrymans S7.9 is the source of this 1574-nucleotide messenger RNA. RefSeq lists its product as uncharacterized. The transcript is spliced from 3 exons. Lineage: Eukaryota; Fungi; Basidiomycota; Agaricomycetes; Boletales; Serpulaceae. Gene Ontology annotation, molecular function: hydrolase activity. The coding region runs from base 156 to 1454 and encodes 432 amino acids. The record is from RefSeq and is a predicted model, not a curated record.
CGGCGUUGUAAAGUCACCGCAAUCGCAAGAGUACCGUGAAGUUCAUUCAAGUAUCUACGGUACAUCGAGUGCGUUAGUGAUAACAUCCGAUUUAUAAUGUCGGAUUAACGACGGGCCCGCUGGUAACAGGAUCCGCCAAAUACCGAUAACCAAGAAUGUCUUCGCCAGUUCGACCUGAAUUAACCCCGCCAGCAUGGCCAGGUCUUACAUCUCAAAUCACGUCUCGUCUGUUGAAUGUCAAUGAUCUACAAAUGCAUAUUUUAGAAGUUGUUCCCGCGCAGCAGAUACAUGGGACUCCGCAACACACCAAUCAAGCUAACAAACAUCCUUUGAUUCUACUCUUGCAUGGCUUCCCCGAACUUGCUUACUCUUGGCGAAAGGUCAUGGUGUCUCUUUCAGAAAAGCAUGAAGGAUAUCAUGUUGUUGCUCCAGACAUGCGUGGCUUCGGACGAACAAUUAUAUCUAUUGCACCAUUCCACAUUCUUAGCAUUGUCGCAGAUAUACGGUCGCUUGUCGAAGCUCUGGGUUAUGGGUCCGUAGCUUUGCUGGUUGGGCAUGACUUUGGCUCGCUUGUGGCUGGACACUGUGCGGUUGCUUACCCAAAAUUAGUGAAGUCUGUUGUGUUUAUGAGCGCACCAUUCACUGGAGUCGCCGGUAACAUUGGUACUUUGUCACCUUCGACGUCUUCAAGAAGUGGCCCCAGUGCUGAUGACAAUAAAACAUCUGCGCCACCUCCCUCAACCCCCCUUUCCGCUGCUCUUGCAGCACUCGCUCCCCCACGAAAGCACUAUACACAUUAUUUUUCAUCCUGUAAUGCAAAUUCUGACAUGCGCACAUCGCAGGGAGGGUUACACGCCUUUCUUCGUGCAUAUUUCCAUGCAAAGAGUGGUGAUUGGCCUGGGAAUGAUCCGCAUCCUUUGCCAUCUUCGACGUCCUCAACUUCUCCAUUAUCACUUGCGAAAGACCUGCUACACCUUCCAGAGUACUAUGUCAUGCCGUUGCAUGCAAAUAUGCCUGAAGUUGUCGCUCAGAUCGCUACGUCAUUUGUGGACUUGACGAGCCAGGGAUGGCUUUCUGAUGAAGAAAUCUCGGUAUACGCUACCGAGUAUCGGCGUACUGGAUUCCAAGGCGGGUUGAACUACUACCGAAGCAUGGUCGCACCCACAUCGCCCGAAUGGUCCGAUGAAGUAUGUGCACUCAUUGGUCGUCGAGUAGGAGUUCCUGCAGCUUUCAUCGCGGGGUCGAGAGAUUGGAAUAUUUACCAGGUUCCUGGGGCAGAGAAAAAGAUGCGAGAGCUUAUGUUGGGUGCAGAUGAUAGCAGUUUCGUUUUGGUUCCUGAUGCGGGACACUGGGUGCAGCAAGAAGCGCCAGAGGAGGUGGUGAGUGCAAUCGUGAACUUCUUGACAAGAGUGACUACCUCCUCUUGCGGAGAACUUCACGAUUGCAAGCAGUAAAAAGUGGCAAGUGAUUUUCUUGAUUUCUGCUGGUGACCAGCAUGGAGACCAAUCUUUGCUUAUUUUUCUGUACUCAACGGAAGCAAAAGUUACUGUAAUGGAUGAGAUUGUCAUACUGUU